Messenger RNA from Indicator indicator, 3156 nucleotides. It is a transcript of the gene RBL1, whose product is annotated as RB transcriptional corepressor like 1. The record is from RefSeq and is a predicted model, not a curated record. Gene Ontology annotation, molecular function: RNA polymerase II transcription regulatory region sequence-specific DNA binding. Gene Ontology annotation, biological process: negative regulation of G1/S transition of mitotic cell cycle; regulation of transcription by RNA polymerase II; cell differentiation. The transcript is spliced from 22 exons. Lineage: Eukaryota; Metazoa; Chordata; Aves; Piciformes; Indicatoridae. Bases 1 to 3156 code for a protein of 1051 amino acids. Gene Ontology annotation, cellular component: transcription regulator complex; chromatin; nucleus.
AUGUCCCGCCCGGAGCCGCUGCCCGCCGAGCCUGCCGCAGCCAUCGAGCAGCUCUGCCAGGAGCUCAACCUGGACGCGGCCAGCGCCGCCGAGGCGCUGCGGAACUUCACGGCGCUGAGGGGCACCUACAGCCUGGAGGGCGAGGCGCUGCACUGGCUUGCCUGUGCUCUCUACGUCUCCUGCCGCAAGAGCUUGGUGCCCACCGUGGGGAGCGGCCUGAUGGAGGGCAACGGCGUGUCGCUGACCAGGAUCCUGCGCUCCGCCAGGCUCAGUUUAAUUCAGUUUUUUAGCAAAAUGAAGAAGUGGAUGGACAUGUCAAAUCUACCACAGGAAUUCCGGGAGCGAGUGGAGAGGCUGGAGAGGAAUUUUGAAGUCUCAACUGUGAUUUUCAAAAAGUUUGAACCAAUAUUUUUGGACAUAUUUCAAAACCCUUACGAAGAAACUCCCAAGCCACAGCGUAGCAGGAAGCAGAGACGAGUGCUGUGUGGUAUUAAAGAUCUCUUCAACUUCUGCUGGACUCUCUUUGUGUACACCAAGGGUAAUUUCCGUAUGAUUGGAGAUGAUUUAGUAAAUUCCUAUCAUUUGCUUCUGUGCUGCUUGGACCUGAUUUUUGCAAAUGCCCUUUUGUGUCCCAAUAGAAGAGAUUUGCUAAAUCCAUCGUUUAAAGGUUUACCAGCAGACUUCCACGGGGCAGAGAUCAAGGCCUCUGAGGAACGUCCUUGCAUCGUUGCCACACUGUGUGAGCUGCAUGAUGGGCUCCUGGUAGAAGCAAAAGGAAUCAAGGAACACUACUUCAAACCAUACAUUGCAAAAUUGUUUGAUAGGAAGAUCUUGAAAGGAGAAUGUCUGCUGGAUCUGUGCAACUUCACAGAAAACAACAAAGCUCUGAACAAGGAGUAUGAGGAGUAUGUGCUGACCAUGGGGGACUUCGACGAGAGGGUUUUCCUGGGAGCUGGUGCUGAGGAGGAGAUUGGCACUCCUCAGAAGUUCCCUGCAGAGGUGCAAGCAGGGAAGGUGGCAGCCAGAGCUCAUGUGGAGUGUCAUCUUCAGCAGCACUUUGAAAAGAAAAGGUCAUUUGCACCUUCAACACCCCUGACUGGGAGGAGGUACCUGCGGGAACAGGAAGCUGUCAUCACCCCUGUGGCCUCUGCCACGCAGAGUGUCAGCCGCUUGCAGAACAUGGUGGCUGGGCUGAGAAACGCUCCCAGUGAGCAGCUCCUGGCGGUUUUUGAGUCUUGUGCACGCAGCCCUCUGGAGAGCAUUGUGAGCAGAGUGAAAGAAAUAGGUGAGACUUUCUGCUGCAGCUACACCCAGCCAACUGAUGAGCAGCCAGGAUCUCACAUAGAUUUUGCUGUGAACAGAUUGAAGCUGGCAGAGAUCCUGUACUAUAAAAUCUUGGAGACUGUUGUGAUGCAAGAAACACAAAGACUGCUUGGGAAGGAUCUGACUGCUCUCUUGGAGCAGGAUGUCUUCCACCGCUCGCUCAUGGCCUGCUGCCUGGAGAUUGUGCUCUUUGCCUACAGCUCCCCCCGGACCUUUCCCUGGAUCAUUGAGGUGCUUGACCUCAGGCCCUUCUAUUUCUAUAAGGUGAUUGAGGUGCUGAUUCGCUCUGAGGAGGGACUCUCCAGGGACAUGGUGAAGCACCUCAACAGCAUUGAGGAACAAAUUCUUGAGAGUCUUGCCUGGACUCGGGACUCAGCCCUCUGGCACGCCCUGCAGGCCUGUGAGAACAAGGUCCCCACCUGUGAAGAGGUGAUAUUUCCCAGUAAUUUGGAAGCAGGCAGUGGAGGAAGUGGAGCUGGGCAUCUGCCUAUGAUGCCAACGUCUCCUCUCGUUCACCCUCGGGUGAAGGAGGUGCGGACAGACCUUGGCAGCUUUCGACGCGACCUGCAGCCACUGUCGCCCAUCUCUGUCCAUGAGCGCUACAGCUCUCCCACGGCUGGCAGUGCUAAGAGAAGGCUCUUUGUGGACGACAGCCCCAAAGAAGUGCAGGUGGAGAAGAUCUUAACAGAAGGAACCCAGCUGCCCAUCGCUCCAGCCUCGGGUGUGGCUGCUGAGCAGGUGCCUGCUGGCCACACUGUGCUGGCCGUGGCAGCGGCCACGGUGCCCACACAGGCAGGGCAGGAGCUGACGCUGCACGGCAUUGCCAAUGAAAUGGGAGGGAUCACCUUGAUCCCCAUCUCCAUGAGCAUAGGGCAGCCAUGCGAAGUGGAGGCCCAGGCUCCGUGCCAGGCGCCGGGACCGCAGGCGCAGGAAGCACAUCAGUGGGCAGUGAGCAAGCCAAGGAGAACAGGAUCUUUGGCUCUGUUCUACAGAAAGGUUUACCACCUGGCAAGCGUGCGCCUGCGGGACCUGUGCCUCAGGCUGGACGUCUCCAAUGACCUGCGCAGGAAGAUCUGGACCUGCUUUGAGUUCACCUUGGUCCAUUGUGCUGACCUCAUGAAGGACAGGCACCUGGACCAGCUCCUCCUCUGUGCCUUUUAUAUCAUGGCAAAGGUGACCAAAGAGGAAAGGACUUUCCAGGACAUCAUGAAAAGUUACAGGAACCAGCCCCAGGCACACAGCCAUGUUUACAGGAGUGUCCUGCUGAGAAAUGCUUCUGAUGAAGUUGUGCUGGACAGGGGCACAAACCAGGAUGUGGAGAUGGCAGAAGGCUGGCCCGUGAAAACUGAGAGCCCUUCAGGAGGAUCUGCAGCAGAGAGCUCCAGGGAGCCAGGAACAGAGGAGAGAGGAGACCUCAUUAAGUUCUACAAUGCAGUCUAUGUAGGAAGGGUCAAGUCCUUCGUGCUGAAGUACGACGUCACCAACCAGGACCACGUCAUGGAGGCCCCCCCGCUAUCUCCGUUCCCCAGCGUGCAGCCGCAGGUGGUGUCCCCCCGCAGGGUCUCCCAGCUGCACUCCAUCUAUGUCUCUCCGCACAAGAACGGUGCCUGCCUGACCCCCCGCUCCGCGCUGCUCUACAGGUUCAACGGCAGCCCCUGCAAGAGUUUGAAGGACAUCAACGAGAUGAUCAAGCAGGGUGAGCAGAGGAGCAAGAAGCGAGCGCUCAGCGUCGACAGUGACGGCGAGUCCCCGAGCAAGCGCCGGUGCCAGGAGAGCGACGACGUCCUGCUCAAGCGGCUCCAGGACGUCGUCAGCGAGAGAGCAAACCACUGA